Oppiella nova is the source of this 1075-nucleotide messenger RNA. Lineage: Eukaryota; Metazoa; Arthropoda; Arachnida; Sarcoptiformes; Oppiidae. The record is from the annotation of a GenBank genome assembly.
AUGAAGGUGUUCAGUAUGAAACCGAAAGUGCGUGACCACUACCACUCGCACCGACUGUCCUUUUGGCUGCAACUCAUACCACACCUCCACAAACCGGGCGAUGAGGACGUCUACCUGAGGCACCACCUCCUCCAGGACCACGAAAACCCCCAGACCUACGACGGGGUCGUCCGACAAAUAGCCUUCAAAUUCCUGCAACCCUUACCCACAGGAGGCCCGGGAGGUCCGUACGGGACGCCAUACCCGCCCCCGAAACGUAUCCGCCCGACACUUACCUCCCUAUUGAACAACAAGAAUAUUCUGGUCGACGAUAAUCCCAACGAUUCGGUGGGCGGUGUGUCUGUGAUCGACGAUAGCCUACACCCCAGUGAUAGUACGGGUGCCAAGAACUCCACGGCCACCGCCCUGUCCACCAACGGAACAGACAGUACGGGUUACGCGACCGCACUGUCCGUUACGAUAGCCAUCGGGUGCUCGCUAUUGAUACUAAAUAUGUUGAUAUUCGCGGGGGUUUACUACCAGUUGGACAGGAAUGCCGCUAAGAAUAGGGACAGGGAUGCCAUGGAAGUGGCGGAUAAUAACCGGGCGAUUAGUAUAGCGUCGGCCGGACAUAACCAUCUGUUACACCACUCGCACCGUACGGAUGACGGAUCACAUCCGGAGGAGUCGACACUAAUGCUCAAGAAGUCGGCACAACAUCGCAGUAGUAGUGGACAGUCGGCCCACCCGUCGCCCAUCACUACGCUAUUCAACGCAUACGCCAACGACUCCAUAGCCUAUCAGUCCAUACAAAACAACACAAAUAGUCUGCGGCGACAGAGCGGACAGGGAGGUGGGGGUCAUGUGGUGGCCACGUAUGGCAAGUUGGCUACCGUUCCCGAACAGACAGCCGGUUCAGUGCCUUUGCACGAGUGCUCAAUAGAUUACAAUUGUAUGACAACUGGUGGUGAUGGCAGUCAAUACAUACCGGCCCCUCAGCACCAGCACCAGGAGCUCGAGCUCAACAACAUUACACCCAAUAGUCGUAUGGAUAGACAUAUUAAUAACCAGAUUAAGAUUUAAGCUAAUAAAUUAC